UGAGAACGAAGCAACAGCAGGAAUGCUGAACAAACGCAGACGGUGAAUGAGAAAACACUGAGACGUAAGGAGAAAAAGAAGAGAUGCAGCAGUAUCCCAGUGUUGAACCUCAGACUGCGUGACUGACUGGUGUGUAGAGAGAGAGAAGGGAGGGGGAGGGGCAUGCUCUUGCUUGGGUGAGGAGCAAGCAGGCGAGCGAGCGGCAGCAUCUCUUUUGUGGCACGCUGCUGGGGGAACUGGCUGCCUAGAGCCGUGCAGGGCGCUCACUCCUCGCAGGCGCGCAUAGCGCCACCGCCUCUCCAGCACUGGCCGCCGCAGGGACAGCCUCUUUCACAGGCGCAGCACCGCGUACCGCAGCGGCACCAUGGCGCAAGCCGCUAAACAGCUCCGCAAGAACAAGGACCUACAGGAGCUCGCAGCCCAGGAGCAGCGAGAGAAGGAGGAGGAGAAGAUCAAGAAGAGGAACCGUUCGAGAGACCGCAGACGCAAGGCUCAUGUGGUUCAGCGCUGGCUUGUGCAUCAGGACUGUAGUUUGAGUGCAGAGGGUUCGCCGGAGGCUCAAGGUGGAAAAUGCUACUUUGGUGGAAGAGCAGAUACAUCAACUAGUUUCCUUCGUGCUGCACGCUCAGGUAAUCUGGAAAAGGCUCUGGACCAUCUAAAAAACGGAAUAGACAUCAACAUAGCCAAUCAGAAUGGACUCAACGGGUUGCACUUGGCCUCAAAAGAAGGCCACGUUAAGAUGGUGCUGGAGUUACUCCACAAUGGCAUUGACCUGGAGACUACCACAAAGAAAGGGAAUACCGCCCUCCAUAUUGCAGCUCUAGCCGGUCAAGAGAAAGUGGUCGCUGAACUCAUCAAUUAUGGUGCCAACGUCAAUGCCCAGUCUCAGAAAGGUUUCAGUCCCUUAUAUAUGGCAGCACAAGAAAACCACUUGGAAGUGGUGAAAUACCUACUUGAACAUGGUGCCAAUCAGAGCCUUCCAACGGAAGACGGCUUUACACCUUUGGCGGUAGCUCUUCAGCAGGGCCAUGAGAACGUGGUGGCCCUCUUAAUUAACUAUGGCACCAAGGGCAAAGUGCGUCUGCCCGCCCUGCACAUCGCAGCACGCAACGAUGACACACGCACUGCUGCCGUACUGCUGCAGAAUGACCCCAACCCAGACGUCCUGAGCAAGACCGGCUUUACUCCCCUUCACAUCGCGGCCCAUUAUGAGAAUCUCAGUGUAGCACAGCUUUUACUAAACAGAGGAGCCAAUGUGAACUUCACGCCUAAGAACGGCAUUACUCCAUUACAUAUUGCUUCCAGGAGAGGGAAUGUGAUUAUGGUGCGACUUCUCUUGGACAGAGGAGCUCAGAUAGAUGCCAAGACCAAGGAUGAGUUGACGCCGCUGCAUUGUGCAGCCAGGAACGGUCACGUACGUGUCGUGGAGAUCCUGCUAGAUCAGGGUGCUCCCAUACAGGCCAAAACUAAGAACGGCCUCUCUCCCAUCCACAUGGCUGCGCAAGGCGAUCACAUGGAUUGCGUGAGGCAGCUGCUGCAAUACAACGCAGAGAUCGAUGACAUCACCCUGGACCACCUGACCCCGCUGCAUGUUGCAGCACACUGUGGGCACCACCGCAUGGUCAAGGUGCUGCUGGACAAGGGGGCAAAAGCAAACGCCCGUGCCCUGAAUGGAUUCACCCCGUUGCACAUCGCCUGCAAAAAGAACCACAUGCGGUCCAUGGACCUUCUGCUGAAGCACUCAGCAUCUCUGGAGGCCGUGACUGAGUCGGGUUUGACGCCCCUUCACGUGGCUGCAUUCAUGGGCCAUCUCAACAUAGUAAAGAAUCUUCUUCAGAGAGGAGCUUCGCCCAACGCAUCUAAUGUGAAAGUUGAGACCCCUUUGCACAUGGCCGCCCGGGCGGGGCACUGUGAGGUGGCACAGUUCCUGCUGCAGAACAAUGCACAGGUGGAUGCUAAAGCCAAGGAUGAUCAGACACCCCUGCACUGUGCUGCUCGGAUGGGACAUAAGGAGUUGGUGAAGCUUCUGUUGGAGCAUAAGGCCAAUCCAGACUCAGCCACAACGUCAGGCCACACCCCUUUGCACAUCGCUGCCCGUGAGGGACACGCCCAAACCACACGCAUCCUGCUCGACGGGAACGCCCAGCAAACCAAAAUGACCAAGAAAGGAUUUACCCCUCUACAUGUAGCAUGUAAAUAUGGUAAAGUGGACGUGGCGGAGCUACUUUUAGAAAGAGGGGCCAAUCCUAAUGCAGCCGGAAAGAAUGGACUGACCCCUCUGCACGUGGCCGUCCAUCACAACAACCUUGAUGUAGUGAAGCUGCUGGUCAGCAAGGGCGGCUCUCCCCACAGCACUGCGAGAAACGGCUACACAGCCUUGCAUAUCGCAGCCAAGCAGAACCAACUGGAGGUGGCGGGCAGUCUGCUGCAGUACGGCGCUAAUGCCAAUUCAGAAUCACUACAGGGAAUUACCCCACUUCACCUGGCAUCACAGGAGGGGCAACCUGACAUGGUGGCAUUGCUCAUCUCCAAACAGGCCAAUGUUAACCUUGGCAACAAGAGCGGGUUGACACCUCUGCACCUGGUUGCUCAGGAGGGGCAUGUGGGCAUUUCAGACAUGCUGAUGAAACAAGGUGCCUCAGUCUAUGCAGCCUCAAGGAUGGGCUACACACCAUUACAUGUGGCGUGUCACUAUGGCAACAUAAAGAUGGUGAAGUUCUUACUCCAGCAGCAAGCCCAUGUUAACAGCAAGACCAGAAUGGGAUACACUCCUUUACAUCAAGCAGCUCAACAAGGUCAUACAGACAUUGUCACUCUGCUUCUGAAACAUGGAGCUCAGCCCAAUGAGAUUACCACUAAUGGGACGUCGCCCUUGGGUAUCGCAAAACGGCUAGGCUACAUCUCUGUCAUUGAUGUGCUCAAAAUGGUGACUGAGGAAUCUGCAUCUAUGAUCACCACCGAGAAGCAUCGCAUGAGUUUCCCAGAGACAGUGGAUGAAAUACUGGAUGUGUCAGAAGAUGAAGGAGUUGCUCAACUAACAUUAGGUGAUGAGCUUCUCGGGAUGGACGGGGCUCGCUAUCUGAAGCUGGAUGAUCUGAAAGACCAGGACGAUGAUUUUCUUUCCCCUAAGAAAACCCUGAGAGACUUUGAGAGUGGACUGGGCACAACACCGUACUCACCUGCAAUUCCCAGAAUUCCAUGCGUGUCACCCGAAACUGUCAUGCUGGACCAGCACACCCCUGUCCCUUUGCCAAAGGAGUAUGAUGAGGAUUCUCUUAUCCCCAGUAGUCCAGCCACAGAGACCUCAGACAACGUUAGCCCAGUGGCCAGCCCCAUCCACACUGGGUUUCUGGUUAGCUUCAUGGUGGAUGCAAGAGGCGGGUCUAUGCGUGGCAGCAGACAUAAUGGUUUGCGUGUCAUCAUCCCGCCACGCACCUGUGCCGCCCCCACACGCAUCACCUGCCGUCUGGUCAAACCACAGAAACUCACCACCCCACCCCCUCUGGUGGAGGGAGAGGGGCUCGCAUCACGUAUUAUCUCACUGGGGCCUUCCAGUAUGCAGUUCCUGGGGCCUGUGAUAGUGGAGAUUCCUCACUUUGCAUCUCUGAGUCGGGGCGAUCGGGAACUGGUGGUUCUGCGAAGUGAGAACGGCUCGGUAUGGAAAGAGCAUCGUAAUCGCUAUGGCGAUGACGUGCUGGAGACCAUCCUUAACGGCAUGGAUGAAGACCUGGAAAGUCAAGAGGAGCUAGAAAAGAAGAGAAUCCGGCGCAUAAUCUCAACAGACUUCCCGCUGUACUUUGCUGUGGUGUCACGUAUCCAGCAGGAGAGCGAUCUCAUUGGCCCAGAGGGCGGUCAGCUGACAAGUAAACUGGUUCCCCAGGUCCAGUCUAUUUUCCCUGAGACAGCGGUAACCAAAAGGGUCCGACUUGGCCUGCAGGCUCAGCCAAUCCCUGAUGAGCUGCUGACUCGGCAGUUAGGAAACCAGGCCACGUUCAGCCCCGUCGUGACAGUAGAGCCUCGUCGGCGUAAAUUCCACCGACCGAUUGGGCUCCGCAUCCCUUUACCUCCAUCCUGGAGGGAGAGCCCACGUGACGCUGGUGAGGGGGACACUACCAGUCUCCGCCUCCUCUGCAGUGUUAUUGGUGGCACCGCCCCCGCUCAGUGGGAGGACAUCACUGGUACCACCAAGCUUAUGUAUUCUCACAACUGUGCCAACUUCACCACUAACGUGUCCGCAAGGUUUUGGCUGGCGGACUGUCCACGAACCGCGGAGGCCGUGACCUUCGCCAACCUGCUGUACCGUGAGCUGAUGUCAGUGCCGUACAUGGCCAAAUUUGUGGUGUUCGCUAAGAUGAAUGAUGUCAGAGAGGGUCGCCUGCGCUGCUACUGCAUGACGGACGACAAAAUAGACAAAACCCUGGAGCUGCACGAGAACUUCUCAGAGGUGGCUCGCAGCAGGGACAUCGAGGUGAUGGAGGGGAUGCCGCUGCACUUAGAAUGUUCCGGAAACAUGGUGCCAGUGAGGAAAGCCACCCAGCAGCCGCGGAGUUUCAGUUUCCAGGCCUUCAGAGACAACCGGCUACCUGUCUCUGUAAAGGUACGAGACGCCAACAAAGAAGCCACCGGGUUCCUGUCCUUCCUGCGCAAGUCCACCAAAUAUGAGGACACGCAGCACGUGCUGUGCAACCUCAACAUCACCAUGCCAGCUUGUGUAAAGGUGGUGGGCAGUGACGAGAGACGGAGAACGUUGACCCCUCUUGCCCUGAGAGAGAGAUACAGCGCCCUAAAUGAGUCGGGCCUGGCCACUGUGAAUGUCAUAGAGAAAACUGAGAUGAAGAUCUCACUAAUAUCUGAACAGCUGGGACUGAGCUGGACAGAGCUGGCGAGGGAGCUGCAGUUUGGUGUGGACGACAUUAAUCGGAUCAGAGUGGAGAAUCCCAACUCCCUACUGGACCAAAGUUCAGCUCUCCUCAACCUGUGGGUUAGCCGAGAGGACAAGAAAGCCAAGUUGGAGAAUCUGUAUGGAGCUUUGAAGAACAUUGACCGGUCAGACAUUGUGAAGUCUCUGGAGGAUCAGGCUCCACAGGCGACUCUCGAGGAAGCGGAGGAAGGAGCCUGCAGAUUGGCUGAUCGUGACUCCACCAUGCUUUCUCCAAGUGUCAUCAACGGUUAUGGGCUGGUGCAGGAGGAGCUGCUCUCCCCCGCUUCUAUGCAGUACAGCCUGCCCUCCCCACUGGGCAUCGAGCCAUACUGGCAGGAGGUGUCCAGCCUGGAAUGCGCUCCCAUCGCCACCACUGAGGAGGACACGAUGAUGGAGAUGUCAGAUGUGCAGGUGUGGCCAGCGGGGGUCAGUCCGUCACUGGUAACAGUCGAGGACUCGUCCCUGGACUGCAGCAGCCGCGCGGACGACUCUGAGGCCAACACGUUGAGUCUGCCCUGCAGCAGCUUGGGGAGGCCUAGCAGCGGAGCCAGCGGGGCCAGUGGCUCUAUCAUGGAGCUAGAGGAGGAGGAGGAAGAAGAGGAAGUCGAUGAAGAUGACAUACAGCACGACCUGGCAUCCGGAUGCACGGAAAAAGCUUGGGCUAGUGGCGCUGUCCCAAAGUCCAACUACAAUGGGCAGGCCGGAGGUCAGAGGUCGGAGGGCAAGAGGACAGAGGUGGUGGCGGGCGGCAGUGUGACGUGUGUAGCUAGAGGAGGAGGAAAGGGUGGAAAGGGGGCAAGUUCAGAGGAAAAGUUUUCUGUACUUACAGGGCAACAGAUCUACGCCCAGUUGUGCGAGAGAACCGGAUUGACACGAGCGUUAGAACACAACGGAGACAGGCUUGGUGGCGGGGCUUUCCAGCCGUACUCGCAGGAGAAAGAAGGUUCCCUCCACAGCUGGUCCCAACCCAAAGCAAAGCAGACCAUAGAUGCCAUGAUGUCAUCGUCCCAGGACCACAAUCAGUCACGUGUAGCACAGGAGGCCCUCCUUACACCGGUAUGUGAUACAGGCCAUUUGGAGGUCCUGCGUGGGCGUCUGCUGGGCACUCAGCCCUUUGAUAAAGGGCUGGGCUUCUCCCAUCAGGAGGGAGAAUUGCUGGCAUGGGACAAGGACAGACGGAAGGCACAGAAGGAUGAUCCAAUAGAUCUCACCGGUGAUCACCUCCAUGAAGAGAAGUUUGCCGAUGAGCACGGGAAUGUUGUGAGCAAGUUGGGUGUGGAUGUGAAGAGGGAUGUACAGGCCGUGAAGCACUCCAGUCUACGAAGAGUAAAGCACUGAAACCAACACAUAUUGUCCUGAAGGGUCGGACAUCCACUGCCAAACCAUCCUUCACCUACGCACACUUGGGAGAAAGGACGACACACGGAACAAGGGGAAAAAACAUAAGCCGAGGAAUUAAAAACAAGCAGUAAAAGAGAUCAACAACACAUCCCGUCCAAACCCAACAACAGUCAAGUCACCGGAACGAAAAGGAGAAGGAGUCCUACCUGUAGUUUUGUAACAUUUAUAAACAGAAAAAAGCAACUAGCUUAGGGCAUGAACUUGUUUUGUACAAAACGCGGAAAAAAACAACAGCAAACAAAAAGUGCUUCCUGUAAACGCAUGACUGACUGCUGGUGCAUGACCUACGAGCUGUCAUUAUCUAAGAAAACUGAGGGGGUACAAGGUAAAGGGCCGUUCCCGGAUUGGGUUGGGGGGUACUCAACGACCUUUUAUCUUGAAAAACAGGAGUCUCUGGAACACAACAGCCCAAAAAAGCAACAGUUCUUUAUUUUGUCGAACGGAUUGUCAAAACACAGCAGCAUAGUUGAUGCUAAGCCUGUCCCUUCAUUUACACAGGCCCUUUAUCCUGUUAUUUAAUGUGAUAUAUGCACUCUAUGCUACGUGAAUGUGUGUCGGUGUGUGUGCGUGUGUCGGUAUCUAAUGCAUGUGUACUUGCUUCUGAGCUUUUUUUCUGGAUCGGUCAGAGCUAAUUUGGUGUUUGCCAUGGAAAUGAGAAUAAGCCUCUGUGCUCUCCUGCUCGUGAACGUCCGUCCGACUUUGUGAAACGUAUUUGUGUUCCUUUGAACUCUGUCGGCCACCUAUUGCUUUUGCUAUGAUUUUAAAGGGCCCCCUUCCUUCGGACAGUGUUAACAUUUGGUCUUAACUUGAAGGUGGCAAAGCUCUGUAUGUACAACACCCCAUGUUUCUGACAACCUAUGGAGGGCACACGCUUAUAUUGUCUUCUAUUGUGUUCUGACAGUUCACGACCCUAUUUUCAUCUCGACCUCUGACCAACCGACCAUCUGUUCAUCCACAUUUGUUACUCCGCUUUAUGCUAAGCCACCAUGUCGGACCGAUUUCAGAGACUAAUGUAGCAUUGCAUGCUGGUUAACACUCUUUUCAUGCUGUUCUCUGGGGUUGGCACUCGGCCCCUUAGUUUUGAUUUAUUCUAUAUUAUUUAUCAAGCUGUGCUGGUGAAAAAUGAUUGUAGCUGUGACACGUGGGGCUUGGGGACUAUCUCUGAGUAACUGCUUUUGUGAUGUUUGGGAUUUAAGAUGGUGAAAAGGAUGCAUUUUAAACUUGAUUUCUUUUUCUUUUAGAUGUACAGUUUUAAAUAGACAGAUAAAUAUACAGACAGCACUGUGACAGUCCACCUUAAAAUUGACCCCUGAACUGUGAACUCUCAACUGUCUGUCUCACUUUUUGGUUUCAAAUGUCUUACUAUUACGUACCAACAUAGUACUCACACAUACCAACAAGGUUAUACUUAACUUGUCCACCUACGGGAUUCUUUACUAUUGCAAGCACAUGUUAACGAUGUCCUGUUGACAACAUUCGCAUGGAUCACCUUUGUUGAUUUUAUUUUACUAUGAAAGAGCCCAAACAUAACUCUUAAAAUAUAGUCUACCAAAGCAAUAAUAUCAACGUGCUGAAACAGUUGGGAUACUGCGUUGUCGCUGGUGUGCGUGUUUCCGUGUUCAUCUGAACCUGUCUCUGUGAGUGCUUGUGUGUUCAGUAUCUACUGUAUUUACCCAACAUUUUAGUAGCAUUUGUAAGAUGUAAGCAUGCACAAGUAUCUCACAAAGGUCAAACAGUAUGCAAUUACGUGAUCUACACACCAACUCGAGUUCCCUGAACGGAGAUAGCUGUGUAAUGGGCAAAGCAUUGUUUAUGGAGUCAUGACUGGCAAGCCGAAUGCUGAAAAUCAGGGAAGGUGCUCAGCAUUUAACCACAGCGCAGUAGCUUACAUAGUCAUGGGCACGCCGUGAUCUCGGUUCACACAUUCAUAUCAUUUAGUUUGAGAUGAGUGAAUGAGCGGACGCAUGAAUGAUCAACUGAAUAAAUGAAUGAACUUAUCGUCCAAUCAAAGACAUGUUUAAUUAAGGAAUGCAUGGACAAUUGGAUGAAUGACAUUGAUUGUACUUUGUAUUUAAACAUUUUAAAUUAGAUCCUUGUGAUUCUUUAUCUGGGGUUCAGUGAUGUUGUUUGCUUUGUGAAAUUGCACACAUCCCUUCUCACCAACAGUCAUUGAGACAUUCAUGAAUUCUGCCUCACACUGUAUAUUAUUUUUCACAGUUCACUCAGGUUUGUGUUGACAAAUGAUUUCUCUUCCAUGUUUCUGGUUUGUGACAUAUAUAGGUAAAUCCACUCUCAGCCGUAUGAGGACUGUCAGUGAGGGGUGUUGUGGGUAGGGAUAGUGACCUUAGCAUGAAGGACAUGGAAACAUGUUCGGUACCUUAUUGCUGCUGUAACGGUUGAAUAUGUUUAAUAUUCUGAAAACAAAGUGGGGAAAGGGAAGAAAAUAUUUUGUUUUUUUGUUUGUUUUGAACGGAACAAAAUGAUUCAUUCAUUGCAAUCGUUAUGUAUUAAAGAGUUUAUGUAAAAUGUUUAACUGUUGCAAAAAUCUAGACUUCACCUAUACUCCUUUAGAAUGGAUUAAUGACAAUAUAAACGCAAUAUCAUAUUACUCUGUACUAAGGAAUGCAACUGCGCACAUGCACAGAAAAGAUGUUUUUAAUAAAGAAUAUAUGUAUAAAUAUAUGACAAAAUAUAUUUAAUUAGAAUGCUAUGCACCCUUAUUAGAGUUGUUAUGGAUGUACUUAUACUAGUUAGAAUCCAGUGCUACAUGCCCAUGUCAUGGGGAAUGUAGAGGCUUUGUAGCUAUUUGAACAUGUUUUCGUCUUCUUUCUUUUUUUAUUGUAAUGGAGAGAGGAAAUACGAACAUUGAAUAUAUAUACAAGCCUUUUAUUCAGAAUCAUUCUCACAUGAAGAUAUGUAUAGACCAUUUACCCUGCACACCAGCUCAGAUCAUUUACGAACAUUAAUAAAGAAAGAUGUGACAUAUUGUGGCACUGUGUGCGUGUGUAA
Molecule: messenger RNA, 9331 nt
Organism: Triplophysa rosa
Lineage: Eukaryota; Metazoa; Chordata; Actinopteri; Cypriniformes; Nemacheilidae
Gene: ank1b
Product: ankyrin 1, erythrocytic b
Exons: 44
Coding region: 365-6259 (1964 amino acids)
Biological process (GO): signal transduction
Molecular function (GO): protein binding
Source: RefSeq, a predicted model, not a curated record